Messenger RNA from Taeniopygia guttata (zebra finch), 11461 nucleotides. The record is from RefSeq and is a predicted model, not a curated record. NCBI's taxonomy places the organism in Eukaryota, Metazoa, Chordata, Aves, Passeriformes, Estrildidae.
GCCGCCGCUCCCUCUUCGCCGCCUCUCUGGGCGCGCUUGUGUGUGCGAGCACAGAAGUGUGCGUGUGUGUGUGUGCGCGCAGCCCGCACACAUGUCCCUCACGCACAACUCUCCCGUGGGUGCCCCAGGGCUUCCCCCCGGCAGCUUCCAGCCCGCUCCCCGCGCUUCCCCGCCGGGUCUCAGCCUGGCGGCGAGGCCUGCUCAGGGAGUGAGGGGAGCUGCGGUACGGGGACGGGGGAUGGGGCAGGGAGAAGGCGAUUGAUGGAUCAGAGUCGACGUUUCCACUGAGUGCCGCUGUGCGCGGGCGGGGAGAGGGGAGUACGGCUCUGAAAAUACUUCAUCUGAAAUUUCAGACUGGACAGACUCGCAGUGGCUUCUAAGCCAGUGAGAACAAGGCUGCCAAAGCAUGCUGGUGCCAAACUGUCGGAUGAUGCACGUAGUCAGGCCAGUGGUGGUUCUUCUGUGCUUGCUGCUCUAUGCUGAUGCUGAAACACCACCAAAGUUUACAAGAACUCCCGUUGACCAGACAGGGGUUUCAGGAGGAGUUGCCUCAUUCAUCUGUCAAGCCACAGGAGAUCCAAGACCUAAAAUUGUCUGGAACAAAAAAGGAAAGAAAGUCAGCAAUCAGAGAUUUGAGGUAGUAAUAGAGUUUGAUGAUGGAUCUGGAUCAGUUCUCAGAAUACAACCACUGCGCACACCCCGAGAUGAAGCUAUUUAUGAAUGUGUGGCUUCCAACACUGUUGGCGAAAUAAGCGUGUCCACGAGACUUACUGUUUUACGUGAGGAUCAAAUUCCUCGAGGUUUUCCAACCAUUGAUAUGGGCCCACAGCUGAAAGUGGUUGAACGAACUCGUACAGCUACCAUGUUAUGUGCAGCCAGUGGCAAUCCUGAUCCUGAAAUAACUUGGUUCAAAGAUUUCUUACCUGUUGACACAAGCAACAACAAUGGCCGCAUCAAGCAGCUACGCUCAGAAUCUAUUGGUGGUACACCAAUAAGAGGUGCCCUCCAAAUUGAACUGAGUGAAGAAUCUGACCAAGGCAAAUAUGAGUGUGUUGCAACCAACAGUGCGGGUACACGCUAUUCUGCCCCUGCCAAUCUAUAUGUCAGAGAGCUGCGAGAAGUUCGACGGGUCCCACCGAGGUUCUCUAUACCCCCAACAAAUCAUGAGAUCAUGCCUGGCGGGAGUGUAAAUAUCACCUGUGUUGCGGUGGGAUCACCAAUGCCAUAUGUGAAAUGGAUGCUCGGAGCAGAAGAUUUGACACCUGAAGAUGAUAUGCCAAUAGGGAGAAACGUCCUUGAGCUUAAUGAUGUCAGACAGUCUGCAAACUAUACUUGCGUUGCUAUGUCUACCCUUGGUGUUAUAGAAGCAAUAGCGCAGAUAACUGUCAAAGCCUUACCCAAACCUCCUGGAACACCUGUGGUGACAGAAAGCACAGCAACUAGCAUAACAUUGACUUGGGAUUCUGGAAACCCUGAGCCAGUUUCUUACUACAUAAUCCAACACAAACCCAAAAACUCCGAGGAGCCAUAUAAAGAAAUUGAUGGGGUGGCCACAACGCGUUACAGCGUGGCUGGCCUAAGCCCAUAUUCAGAGUAUGAAUUUCGGGUAGUUGCUGUAAAUAACAUUGGGCGAGGGCCACCCAGCGAGCCUGUGUCAACACGGACUUCAGAACAAGCACCUUCAAGUGCACCACGCAAUGUACAGGCCCGAAUGCUGAGCUCCACCACCAUUCUGGUACAGUGGGAAGAACCAGAGGAACCUAAUGGGCAAAUACAAGGCUACAGAGUUUACUACACCAUGGACCCCACUCAACACGUCAACAGCUGGAUGAAGCACAAUGUGGCUGACAGCCAUAUUACCACUAUUGGGAAUCUUGUACCCCAGAAAACAUACUCAGUGAAGGUUCUUGCUUUUACUUCUGUUGGGGAUGGACCACUUUCUAGUGACAUUCAAGUCAUCACUCAAACAGGAGUGCCUGGUCAACCAUUGAACUUCAAAGCAGAACCUGAGUCUGAAACAAGCAUACUUCUUUCCUGGACACCUCCACGGUCUGAUACCAUUUCCAGCUAUGAACUGGUUUACAAAGAUGGGGAGCAUGGGGAGGAACAACGGGUUUCCACGGAACCCACGACAUCGUAUCGUCUGCAAGGCUUGAGGCCAAACAGCCUGUACUUGUUCCGCCUAGCUGCACGGUCUCCUCAAGGCCUGGGUGCCUCAACAGCAGAAAUCUCAGCCAGAACCAUGCAGUCAAAGCCAUCAGCUCCUCCUCAAGACAUUAGUUGCACAAGCCCCAGCUCCACUAGCAUUUUGGUAAGUUGGAAACCUCCACCGGUGGAAAAACAGAAUGGCAUUAUCACUGCAUACUCCAUCAAGUACAUUGGAAUUGAUGGAGAAGAUGUCAAGCCCCAUGAAAUUUUGGGAAUUUCCUCGGACAGUACCCAGUACCUUUUGGAACAGCUGGAAAAGUGGACUGAGUACCGGAUCUCUGUGACUGCUCACACUGAUGUUGGACCUGGCCCAGAGAGCUUAGCAGUGUUGAUUCGGACAGAUGAAGAUGUUCCUAGUGGUCCUCCUCGCAAAGUCGAGGUGGAGGCUGUCAACUCCACUGCUGUUAGAGUGUCGUGGCGCUCGCCUGUGCCCAAUAAGCAGCACGGCCAGAUACGAGGCUACCAGGUCCACUACGUCAGGAUGGAGAACGGGGAGCCAAAGGGCCAGCCCUUGCUAAAAGACAUCAUGCUGGCCGAUGCGCAGUGGGAAUAUGAUGAUACUGCUGAACAUGAAAUGAUAAUUUCUGGGCUUCAGCCUGAAACUACAUACUCUUUUACUGUGACAGCCUAUACAACGAAAGGUGACGGAGCACGCAGCAAACCCAAACUUGUAUCUACUACUGGUGCAGUUCCAGGCAAACCUCGGCUUGUGAUUAGCCACACACAGAUGAACACGGCUCUAAUUCAGUGGCAUCCUCCAGUGGAAACUUUUGGCCCGCUGCAGGGCUAUCGCCUGAAGUUUGGUCGCAAAGACAUGGAUACAUUAACGACCAUGGAGUUCUCAGAGAAGGAAGAUCACUUCACAGCCACAGACAUUCACAAAGGAGCUUCUUAUGUCUUCAGGCUCUCAGCUAGAAAUAAAGUGGGCUUUGGGGAGGAGAUGGUUAAAGAGAUUUCUGUUCCUGAAGAGGUACCCAGUGGAUUUCCCCAAAAUCUCCACUCGGAAAGCUCUACUUCUACAUCAGUUCAAUUAACUUGGCAGAUGCCACUCUUGGCAGAAAGAAAUGGCAUUAUCACCAAAUACACCAUCUUGUACAGAGAUAUCAAUGUUGCUUACCAGCCAGUUGAACUCCCUGUUGUUCCUGCUGAUACCACUAUGACACUUUCUGGCUUAAAACCAGAUACCACUUAUGAUGUAAAAGUACGUGCCCACACAAGCAAAGGGCCUGGUCCAUAUAGUCCAAGUGUCCAGUUCAGGACACUACCCGUGGAUCAAGCAGUGUUUGCAAAAAAUUUUCAUGUUAAAGCAGUAAUGAAGACUUCUGUUUUGCUGUCCUGGGAAAUUCCAGAAAACUAUAAUUCAGCUUUGCCUUUCAAAAUCCUUUAUGAUGAUGGGAAAAUGGAGGUUGAUGGACGUGCUACUCAAAAGUUGAUCACAAACUUGAAGCCAGAGACAUCAUAUUCAUUUGUCCUGACAAACAGAGGGAAUAGUGCUGGCGGCCUUCAGCACAGAGUAACCGCAAAGACUGCGCCAGACGUACUUCGCACAAAGCCAGUCUUCAUUGGAAAGACCAAUUUAGAUGGCAUGAUAACUGUGGAACUUCCAGAAGUACCCUCAAAUGAGAAUAUAAAAGGCUAUUACAUAGUUAUUGUGCCUUUGAAGAGGUCUCGUGGAAAGUUUAUCAAACCAUGGGAGAGUCCAGAUGAAAUGGAAUUAGAUGAGCUGCUUAAGGAGAUAGCUAGGAAACGCAGAAGCAUUCGUCUUGGGAGAGAAGUUGAAUUAAAGCCAUAUAUUGCAGCUCACUUUGAAGUUCUUCCUACAGAAUUCACACUGGGGGAUAAGAAGCAUUAUGGUGGAUUUGAGAAUAAGCAGCUGCAGAGUGGUCAAGAAUACGUCUUCUUUGUGUUGGCUGUAAUGGAGCACUCAGAAUCUACCAUGUAUGCAACAAGCCCAUAUUCAGAUCCUGUUGUGUCAAUGGAUCUUGAUCCCCAGCCAAUUACAGAUGAGGAAGAAGGCUUGAUUUGGGUUGUUGGACCAGUUCUUGCAGUGGUGUUUAUCAUCUGUAUUGUUAUUGCUAUACUUCUUUAUAAAAGCAGUAAACCUGACAGGAAGAGGGCAGAAUCUGAUUCUAGAAAGAGCAGCAUACCCAACAGCAAGGAGGUCCCCUCUCACCAUCCCACAGAUCCAGUGGAGCUGCGACGCCUUAACUUCCAAACUCCGGCUUUGAGCAGUAAUUCAGUCCCCUACGCCUCCCUGAUUGGCUCUGUGUCCUCCCUCUCUAGCCAAACUACCAUUCAGUCCUUAUAUGAUAAUAACUCUCUCCCACGAUUCGCUCGAAAAGGUAUGGCCAGUCAUCCCCCAAUACCUAUUUUGGAACUUGCAGAUCACAUUGAAAGAUUGAAAGCAAAUGACAAUUUGAAGUUCUCACAGGAAUAUGAGUCUAUUGAUCCUGGUCAGCAGUUCACAUGGGAACACUCUAACCUGGAAGUUAACAAACCAAAGAACAGAUAUGCGAAUGUAAUUGCGUAUGACCAUUCUCGUGUUCUACUCUCAGCAAUAGAAGGCAUACCAGGCAGCGACUAUAUCAAUGCCAAUUACAUAGAUGGAUACAGGAAGCAGAAUGCAUAUAUAGCAACGCAGGGGGCACUGCCAGAAACCUUUGGUGACUUCUGGAGAAUGAUGUGGGAGCAACAAGGUGCAACAGUCGUCAUGAUGACAAAACUAGAGGAGAGGUCCAGGGUGAAGUGUGAUCAAUACUGGCCAAGCAGAGGCACAGAAACAUACGGACUAAUUCAAGUGACCCUUUUAGACACUGUUGAAUUGGCAACAUACUGUGUUCGUACAUUUGCACUUCACAAGAAUGGUUCAAGUGAGAAAAGGGAAGUAAGGCAAUUCCAGUUCACUGCCUGGCCUGACCAUGGUGUCCCAGAACACCCAACACCAUUCUUAGCUUUCCUGCGACGAGUCAAGACUUGCAACCCACCUGAUGCUGGACCUAUGGUUGUGCAUUGCAGUGCUGGAGUCGGCAGGACUGGCUGUUUCAUUGUGAUAGAUGCCAUGUUAGAGAGAAUAAAGCAUGAAAAGACUGUAGAUAUUUAUGGCCAUGUAACUCUAAUGAGAGCACAGAGGAAUUACAUGGUUCAAACUGAGGACCAAUACAUCUUUAUCCAUGAUGCACUACUGGAAGCAGUGACAUGUGGAAAUACCGAAGUGCCAGCCAGAAACCUGUAUGCAUAUAUCCAGAAGCUGACACAGAUAGAAACAGGCGAGAAUGUCACAGGAAUGGAACUAGAAUUUAAGCGUCUUGCUAGCUCUAAGGCUCACACUUCAAGAUUCAUCAGUGCCAAUCUUCCAUGUAAUAAAUUCAAAAAUCGCCUUGUCAACAUUAUGCCAUAUGAAUCCACAAGGGUAUGCUUGCAGCCUAUCCGAGGAGUAGAAGGCUCUGAUUAUAUUAAUGCCAGUUUCAUUGAUGGAUACAGACAGCAAAAAGCUUACAUAGCUACACAGGGUCCUUUAGCAGAAACAACUGAAGACUUCUGGAGAAUGCUCUGGGAGCAUAACUCUACAAUUGUGGUCAUGCUCACUAAACUACGAGAAAUGGGCAGAGAAAAAUGCCAUCAGUACUGGCCUGCAGAGCGCUCAGCCAGAUAUCAGUAUUUUGUGGUAGAUCCAAUGGCAGAGUACAACAUGCCACAGUAUAUUCUGAGGGAAUUCAAGGUUACAGAUGCAAGGGAUGGUCAGUCCCGAACAGUGAGGCAGUUCCAGUUCACUGACUGGCCAGAACAAGGAGUCCCAAAGUCUGGAGAAGGAUUUAUUGAUUUCAUAGGCCAAGUGCAUAAAACAAAAGAGCAAUUUGGUCAGGAUGGACCAAUUUCUGUUCAUUGCAGUGCGGGUGUUGGAAGGACUGGAGUAUUCAUAACCCUGAGUAUUGUGUUAGAAAGAAUGAGAUAUGAAGGUGUUGUAGACAUCUUCCAGACUGUCAAAAUGUUAAGGACACAGCGGCCAGCCAUGGUACAGACAGAGGAUCAAUACCAGUUCUGCUAUCGAGCCGCACUGGAGUAUCUGGGCAGCUUUGAUCACUAUGCAACAUAAAAACCCAUUGUGGAUUUUUAUUGCAGGCCCUUUAAGAUCCAGAGAGCCGCUUCUGAGCCAUACAAUGUGCUUUAGAAGUACUUCUUAACUCUUAGCUAAGGAGCAAUUAUUGGGGAUAUAUAAAAUAAAAAAUAAUUAAAAAAAAAAACAAAAAACAAAUGAACAAAGUAUUGGGGAUAUAUAAAACAAAAAAACAACAAAAAAAAACCCCACCCAACAAGAAGUAUUCCAUGUGGACCAAGAAUUCACAGUUUAAUAACCUAACCAUAAUAAAAGAAUCCUGACCACUGAGGCGUCUGAAGGAUCUCAUUUACAGAUACCUCAAGGGUUCGACAUUGGUUGAAGUUAAAGGGAAGAGGAAAUUUAAUCAGAAAGAGUGAUCAUCUUAUUCAGGAUUACAUUAUUUUGCAAAGAGGAGUUUUGAGAACUGCAGUUCAGUGCAAGAUGUUUGUGGCAAGGUUGGGUUCUGGCUUCUCAAACAAAGCGGACUCUUUACUUCAACAUCACCGUUUCCCAUAAUACUGCUCAUCAUAACACUUAAGGGAAAAUGUGGGAAUGUUUAAAAAGAAAGUCCUUGACUUAGUUUUUUAGUAUUGUAAAGAUACUGCUGACCUGUGCUUCAUUUUUAACUGUGUAAACUUUUUCCUUUUUUUAACAAGAGUUUAUCAUUCAAUGAAGUGAAUUAAAGAAAAGGUUGCAUAACUGUUAAUAUUUUUGUUUAAAAAUGUAGAUUUUUUUUUAAGCUGUAGAACUGUUAUCUGUACUAUUGUGCUGUAGAAAUGUUAGAUACUUUGAAAAUUUGCACAUUUUUGUGCAGUCCUACAGUACCACAGUCUUGUUAGAUAUGAAUUUUGUAGCUUUAUUUGGGUUAUUUUCCUUUAAGAAAAUAUUCAUUGUAAUCAGUUACAUCAAAAUGGGGCUUUUGGUUUAUUUUGGAAUCAACAGGGAGGCGCAAAGUAUAAAGAUGCUGCUAGCACAUACACACACACACACACAUAUGCACAUGCACACUCACACCCUCUCUUUUUUAUAUAUAUAUAUGUAUUACUGUCUACCCUUUUUUGACUCUCUGUAUAGUUGCAGAGAAUACAGAUGGAUUCAGAUACAGUUUCACACACAUGCACAUAAACAUAUCAAUCCUUACAUACCUGGAUUUAUGAAUGCAUUGGGAAAGUUUUUCCACAUACUACAAUUAUAUCAAACUACAAUUUGAUCAUCCCUGCAUUUUUAAGAUCCAUAAACUUCUGUUUCAAAGGGAAGUGAGGAAUGCACAUCAUUGAUAUUUGAAUGCCAUCUCUAUCCCAAAUAAUAUUUCUAUCCACAUUUCCACUUGAACACACACACAUAUGCACACAUGCGGAGCACACACAUGCACACACGCACACAGAGUAUGUGAUUUAGGCUUCAAGUGAAGUUCAAUAUUUGUAACACUAUAGUGCAAUAAGAAAUCAUAUUAUUAAAUGUAGGAGGUGUGCAUGUGGGAAAGGUCAGUGCAUAUCCCUUUAGGAGGGGAGAAUGUUGUAAUAUACUAGGUAUUAAGAUGUUUUAAAAUUGUAUUCAAUAGUAUACUGUCUAUAGUGUGCGCUAUAUAAUUUACAUUUAUCGUAUGUAACAGGGCAAAGCCAAACACACAUUGCUCUGUGAAAUCAAACAUUUUGUGGCAUAUAGCAUUGUUUGGGGAUGCUGGGGUUUAUUUUAAUUUUACAUUUAGAGUGCCUUAUAUUUGAUGCCUAUUUUGAAUAGUAUUUCUUUUAGUUAGCCUUCAUUUGUAUUUAGUUUAGUUUGUUUAUAUCUCUGUUGUUCUUUUCAAACAUUUUAAUACAUGUACCAGACAGUUUUGAAAAAUAUGCAUUUCCAGUUUCUAAUCAAGUAUGGAUGGUAAUAAAUGAUAACCCAAAACACAUAGGUAGUCAAGGCCCUUUAUCUUUCCAUCUUUCUAAUAACAGAAUAACCUACAAAUUGGAAAUCUAUUUCUGGUUGGCUUUUCAAACCCACUGUGUCACUGGUUAGUGUUAUCUGUCAUUGCCAAGCUGUAGCAGCAGAGUAGCAGUAGUUGACAUCAGCAGUGCUUCUGCAUCUUCUUUUUUUUUUUCUUUUUUUCCUUUUCCUUUUUCUGUUUCUCUUUUUUUUUUUUUUUUUUUUUUUUUUAAUUUAUAUCUGGCCAAGUCCUGCUCAUUCACUUGUGUCAACAGAUUGCUAAAGUCAAACCCUUGCUCUCAGUGGGAAGGUUCAUAGGUUUAUGCAAGGCUAGCAAGAAUGAGCCCACAUGACAUAUUGGAGAUUGACAGAUUUUAUUCCAGGAAAAAUGAAAAUUCUCUAAACAGCACAAAGUACUUUUUGAGACUCUUUCUAGAAUGCCAUUUACAUUGACCUUGGUCACCAUGUGUUCUGCCAUUGUUAGUACAUCAGGAUCAAAGGAUGCUUUCUUUGGGGUUUCAAAUAGGAGCAUUGCUGUGGCUUCUCCAUGUGGCCUCAACAUUUUUAGUUCUUCUUCCAAUUUUCCCACUCCUAUGAGAAAUAAAAAUAAGAAAGACCAAACUCCAGCAAUUGUAUUUGAGCACUUUUAUAAUGAAAAAAAACCCAAACCAAAAAAAUCAAAACAGAAAUAUAACUAUAACUAUAACUGUAACUAUAACUAUAACUAUAACUAUAUAUAUAUAUAUAUAUAUAUAUAUAUAUAUAUAUAUAUAUAUGGAAUAGAAGUAUUAUAGAAGGCUACCUCAGAAUGAGAUUCUAUAACUUACAUCUGAACCAGAGAAGAAUGUGCACUGUGUUUGUUUCUUUUCUUCUUUCUUGGUUUAUAUGUUGAAAUAAUUAUUGAAAUGCCAGGUUAUGUAGUGUGGUCAUGUUCUUCAACUUAAAUACAGGAAAUCAGAAAUAGAAAAAGAAAACAAAGUGUCAUUUUGAAAACAUAGACUAAGGUAUGUUCCUGCACACUGAAUCUGUACAAAGAUCAGUGCAUUUUCCAUAGCAGACUGUCUUGAAAACUCCAACAAAAAUAAGGGAAUUAAAGAAAUACAAAAGCAGAGCCAGUUUGUGAGAAAAAGUGUUGUACAACUGAGUACUUCUUUCAGGGUUUUGUUUCUUAUGAUAGGUCUUAGCAUCAUUGAUGUGCAUUCCACUUUCUGUAUUCUAAUAUAUGCAUCUACAUUUAAUUUAAAUUGUGAGCAUCUUUGUCUACAUACAUCAUACAUUUCCAAGCUUAAAAUUGGUUUCAUCAGCAUAACCAGUACGGUGCUAUUAUUUAUGUUUCUAUGUGUAGUUAUGUCUAAUUUUGUAAUUAGUUGCAAUGGGAAAAAAAACCCACAAAAUAUAUAAAAAAUGAUUUAUACAAAACUUUAAUUUAGCUCUUUUUAAAAAAUUUAUUUGAGUGGUUAGAUAGUGGAGAAGAUGGCUGGGGAAAGGAGUGACCUUCUAAGGAGAUUUGCACUUUCUAUAUAUACCUUUGUACUAUGCACUGCCCUAUUGAUUCUACACCCAAUAAUAAUUUGAACCCAUCUGUAAGAAAUUGCCUACAAAAUCCACUUGUAUGUAUUUAAAAGACACAGAACAUGUAAAGAAAAAGCAGCUGCUUUUUUUUCCUUUUGUUCUCUCCCAUUUUUAUUUAUGUUUCUUUUUCUUCUUUUUUUUUUUUUUUUUUUUUCCCUUGGUGCCCUGAUACUCCACAGAUAUCAGAAGGCUGCAGGUCUCAUUAUAACCAUCCGUUAUGUGGCUUUGCCAUUCAAGCUUGGAGUGUCUUUACAAAGAUAAUAAAAACUUGUGUUCUUUGCUCUUGUUUUGGAUGCAUAGACUGAAAAACUUUAAAAAUUUACCUUGUAAAAUGGCUUGUUAAAAAAGAUACAAUUACCUCUAAUUAGUAGUACGCGUAAAUGUUUUACAGAAUGAAAGGCGUGCUUUUUAUUUUCUUACUUCGUUACAUUGGUGGCAAAAGGAAGUCUGUAUGAAAAUCAGUUCUUUGCUGACACAAGUUCCAUUUGUUACAGAUGAAUUCUAAUAAAAUGUCAGUGUUAUGCAGCCCUGGUCUUCUUUCUUAAGCAGUACUUUUGAAAUCAAAACUUGUUUGGUCCCUCUUGGUGAUAAAGGAGUUUAAUUGAAACUACAAAGCAGUCAUUAAUCUUCUUAACUAGCUGCUGGACAGUGGAAAAUGCAUUCUUAGGUUAGCAAAUAUAUAUCAUCUUCAGCAGCAAGCUUUGAGCCAGCACAGACAAACCCUUUGGCAUAAUUUCUCAUAGUUUCAUGAGCUUAAUUGAAAUUACCACACUUUACAUGCCUCUGGAGUUCCCCUUUGUGCUUUAGAAAUGUAUCACUACACUGAGAAAAUAGAUUCCACUCCAUUCAUAGGUGCAACUCAAAGAGGGUAAAAUAUCCACACAUUUGAGGUAAAUUGUAAAUUUUUAAUUUCUCCAGAUUUGGCAGCUUCUGGGGUAAAUCCAAAGUCACUUGUCAGAAUUCAGUCCCUGAAACUGUGGCAAGCUGUCAUGAGUUUUGACUGAUUUCUGUUAUGCACUGCAUAUGCAGUGAGUGCAAAUGUGAAUCUGUGAGGCUACUAUCAAAAUACUAUGGUAGAGUUUUUAAACACGUUGGAAAAGUUUUAGAUUAAUAAACACACCAGAUGUAUCGAGGCAAGCUACAAGGGGCAUGGCAUGGCAAUCUAUUCAAAGAAAACAAGUCUUGCUCUGUCUGCUUGUUUUGAAAGAAGGCAGGUUCUGUCUCCAAGAUUACUUUGUAAGGGAAUACAGUCUAUUAGCAAUUAGUAUUAAGUAAAUGUUAAUAUAGAAUUCUCUGUGCUGGAAGGAUGUGCAAGACAUUAACAUUAGGGUGAUUUCUAAGAACCUGUAUUGUUCUUGGCAUAAUUUCCACUUGAAGAUGGUGAUAAUAGUGUAAAUGUGAAGCCUUGGUAUUCUUACAGAGGCCUAUUAAUGUUUUUCCACUGACUUCUGUGGAUUUUACAAUUACUGCAUUGCAGGCUGCCUUUGACUUGAACCUUUUUUGCAUAGUCUGUGCAAGGUGGUUUAGAGCUGUGUUAUGUAAGGGUUUCUUUAACUAUCUGAGUGGCUUUAGAUGGUACCCUUUAAUGUCAGCAUUGACUUCUUUGGAUUUUCCUGUUCUGUGCGUCUAGCAUGGACCAUAAUAAAGUGUGAAAAUGAGUAUUGACAAAAA